Molecule: messenger RNA, 3378 nt
Organism: Dunckerocampus dactyliophorus (ringed pipefish)
Lineage: Eukaryota; Metazoa; Chordata; Actinopteri; Syngnathiformes; Syngnathidae
Product: gastrula zinc finger protein XlCGF52.1-like
Exons: 2
Coding region: 478-1806 (442 amino acids)
Cellular component (GO): nucleus
Source: RefSeq, a predicted model, not a curated record
AAGUGCAUUCCAUUUCCGGGUAGCUUUUCGAGAAAAAACACAAUGGCUAAUUGUGUAAAAUAUUUAAUGUGAACGACAGUUUUACUCAUUUCAGUAUAUUGUACGAGUUUAUACUCAAUGAACACUGAAGCGUCGUGGGCUAGCUCAGCUUGCAUGCUGCUAACAAGGAAACCCGGAAGUUACACAUCGCUCAGCAAAGAUCAAAGCGUGAGUGUAAAGCGUUGUAAUUGUGUGAAAGCGUGUAGAAUACAACUACUGAGAGCGUUGUUGAAUCGGCGACUAACUGCUGCUGUUGAAGAAAUGUUUGUCGCGUGAGAAAGAACGAUAGCGAGGAGGAGCUCGUCCCGGACAAAAGAGGAGAGCGAGCGACAACGUCAACUACUGGUCGCUGUCUCCAAGAAGCAUCACGUUGUGCAUCACAGAGCAGACGUCACCAAAGAACAUCUUCCCUCUGAGCAGCAGGAGUGGAACUCCAGGAUGGAGCAGGAGGAACAACAGACCCCCCGCAUUAAGGAGGAAGAGGAGGAACCUCAGCCCCUCCACAUUAAAGAGGAAGAGGAGGAGCCACAGCCCCUCCACAUUAAAGCGGAAGAGGAGGAGCCACAGCCUGCUUAUAUUAAAGAGGAAGAGGAGCCACCACAGCCCCUCUUUAUUAAAGAGGAAGAGGAAGAUCACAGCAUCAGUCAAGAGGAGCUUGAAGGCCUGGAGGUUAUUGUUGUCCCUAUGAAGAGUGAAGAUGAUGAUGAUGACAAAGGUCAAAGUGAGGAGAAGAGCGAGGUGGAACCUCCAAGCAGCAGCUCCACUCAUCACAUGACAACAGAAGCUGAUGGAGACCACUGUGGAGGAUCACAAGCAGACAACCUCUUAGCUCCACUAUCAGAUAGUGACGACAUAACGUCACACUCUCCUGAGGCUGAUGAUGAAGACUCUAAAGCUGGUAUGACAUGUCACACUGACAAAAAACCCUGGAAAUGCUCUCAGUGUGAUAAAACCUAUGCUAAUAAGCGCUAUCUGAAAACACACUUGAAACGUCACACAGGAGAGAAACCUUUUGCCUGCUCGGUUUGUGAUAAGAGAUUCUAUCAAAAAGAAGAUUUAAAUAGACACACAAGAAUACACACUGGAGAGAAACCUUUUUCUUGCUCUGUGUGUGGUAAAAGCUUCUAUCAGAAAGGCGAUUUAAAUAGACACACAAGCAUUCACACUGGAAAGAAACCUUUUCCUUGUUCAGUUUGUGCCAAAGGAUUUGUUAAUAAGACACAUUUGAAAGAACACACAAGAAUACACACCGGAGAAAGACCUUUUCUUUGCACGGUGUGUGGUAAAAGUUUCUCUCAAAAAGGUGUUUUCGAAACACACACACGACAACACACUGGAGAGAAACCAUUUCCUUGCACAGUGUGUGGUAAAAGAUUCUCUCAUAAACGUGUUUUAAUCCAACACACACGAGUACACACUAGAGAGAAACCUUUUCCAUGCUUGGUGUGUGGUAAAAGAUUCUCUCAAAAAUGUGAUUUAGAAGCACACAUAAGAGUACACACUGGUGAGAAACCUUUUUCCUGCUCAGUUUGUGCUAAAGGAUUCAAUGAAAAGUCAAAUUUGAAAGAACACAUAAAAAUACACACUGGAGAGAAACCUUUUCCAUGUACUGUGUGUGGUAAACGAUUCUAUCAUAAAGGUAAUUUAAAUGGACACACAAGAGUACACACUGGGGAGAAACCCUUUUCCUGCAGAGUUUGUGGUAAAAGCUUCUCUUGGAAGAUAUCUUUGAUAAGACACACAAGAACACACACUAGUGGAAAUUAGUCUCACAGUUGAUUCAUGAAAAUGUCAUUUGAUCAAGAUUGCGCCAUUCUGCGGCUUUGUUUUUGUGUUAAAUAGCCUAUUUUGAUACAUAUUCAUCCCCAUUUGCGUCAUAAGACCUACACCUGCGCAAGAUGGCAGCACGUACACACAGCAAAGCCCAGCGUCUCUUUGAGAUUUACAGUUUCGUAGUUAUUUUGCUCAUAUGGGGUCUCGUUUAACAUCUUGAGUUACUGGAUCUUGGAUUUCGCAGUUCCAACAUUUUUAUCACAGAACUUCGACUUGUCUCUCAGAGCUCCACAGUACCAGCGUCUACACACACCACCCAGCGGGGCGGAAGUGCUCGCAAGUAUCGAGAACGUAAACAAAGGUGAGGAAAGUGCAGAGGAACACAUCAAGCUUACAUCAACCUAGCACACCGCAGGCAUUUUUCUCGCUCAUGUGGGCUCUUUAGUGAAUAAAAUGAACGACUUAUGAUUCCACAUCAUCCACAGUAGAGACUUUUAGCCUGCAAUGUCAUAAUUCUCACUGAUAAAUGACUAAACAGAAGAGUACCAGACAAUGCUAUUGAGCUAACCGACCACCGCACACAUUGGGCUGAUAGAACAGGACUGUGCAUCCAUGUGAACUGCUUUGUUUUCUGUGUCACUAAAUAAAUAAAGGUACUGUUUCUGCACACCUACCAUUUUCAAUUGUUUAAUCUGAGUGGUUUAGCCUCUCUUUGAGGUGGGAAAAGUGGCCAAUUUCAAGUUCUUCUCUUUGCAUCUUCUCUGAGUGGCGACAUGGGAGCCUCAAAACAACUGUCAUGCCGAAGCACAUUUAGACAAGCUUCAUUUUGGAAUAAGGUGCUGUGGACUGAUGAAACUAAAAUUUAGUUAUUUGGACAUAACAAUGGGCCGUUAUGCAUGGAGGAUGAAGAACACUUGCUACCCACAGUAAAAUUUGGCGGCGGUUCCAUGAUGAUGUGGGGUUGUGUGGCCAGUGCAGGUACUGGCAGUCUUGUUAAAGUUGAAGGUUGCAUGGAUUCCAGUCAGUAUCAGCAGAUUCUUGCGAACAAUGUUCAAGAAUCAGUGACAAAGCUGAAGUUGCGCCGGGGCUGGACACUUCAACAAGACAAUGACCCUAAACGCUGCUCAAAUUCUGCUAAGGAAUUCAUGCAGAGGAACAAAUCCAACGUUCUGGAACGGCCAUCUCAGUCCCCAGACCUGAACAUUAUUCAAAAUCUGUGGUGUGAUUUAAAGCGGGCUGUCCAUGCUAGGAAACAUCAAACCUGAGUGAACUGGAGAUGUUUUGCAAAGAAGAAUGAUCAAAAAUACCAUCAACCAGAAUCCAGACCCUCAUUGGAAGCUACAGGAAGCGUUUAGAGGCUCUUAUUUCUGCAAAAGGAGGAUCUACUAAAUAUAUUGUCAUUUUUCUGUUGGGGUGCCCAAAUGUGUGCACCUGCCCACUUUUGUUUAAAUAAUUAUUGCACACUUUCUGUCAAUCCUAUAAACUCCAUUUCACUUCUCAAAUGAUAUAUUUCACUGAAAUUGUUCAUCCCAACAACCAUUGACUUAUAAAGGAAAAUCUUUUUCA